Aphanomyces astaci is the source of this 417-nucleotide messenger RNA. RefSeq lists its product as hypothetical. The transcript has 2 exons. The record is from RefSeq and is a predicted model, not a curated record. The coding region runs from base 1 to 417 and encodes 138 amino acids. Lineage: Eukaryota; Oomycota; Saprolegniomycetes; Saprolegniales; Verrucalvaceae.
AUGGCCGAGUCGAUUGCCGAAGCCGAUGCGCAUGCAGCUCAAGCUGCCGAGGAGCAAGCGGGAAAGGCAAACACGGGGGCGUCGCCCGCGUUGGUGCAGGUGCGAAGGGCACCGAUUGGACAUGCGAUGCCAAUUUGGCAAGCGGCGCCGAACCUCAAAAUAACGGAAGAAUGCAUUGGGCAAAUGCAGGUGGAAAAUGGACCGCUCGCGAUGCGGCUGGAGGAUGUCCACAGUCUGAAGUUGACGCGCCGUUUGCGGGUGCUGCAGCAACUUGACUCGCGACUGAAGGACUGGGGGUGGACACCGGCUUUGCGUGAGCUGGUGGAGCGAUUUUAUACUCUGUUCUGCCGGAUCGGGUUGUUUGAGAUCCAGGUUAUCUCGCAGUCCGCGUUCAAAUUCGGCAUGCUCUUGACGUAA